Molecule: messenger RNA, 468 nt
Organism: Funneliformis caledonium
Lineage: Eukaryota; Fungi; Glomeromycota; Glomeromycetes; Glomerales; Glomeraceae
Source: the annotation of a GenBank genome assembly
AUGGAAUACGGUUAUAAUAAUCUGGCAUUAACGGUAUUGGUUGAUGAUCCAAAUUUUAAUGCUUCUAAAAUUGACUCCUCGCCACCAUAUGCAUACAUUUUGAAUCAGGAAUUCCCUCUUGAUGUCGAAGUUCAAGACGAAGAUUUUUUUAGCAUUAUCCUAGUCAGACCACAUUUAUUUGUUAACAUUAUUGAAACAGAACAAAGAUCUAGAACGUACGUGAGCAUUUUUGGAGUUAUCGGCGGUGCUUGGGGGUUGGUAUGGGCAUUCUAUGUAUUUUUAUUUGGCGCAUCGUUAAUCCAUCCAUGGGGAUUUGUACAAUCACGUUGCUGUGGGAUUAAACGAGAAAUUAAAGAAAAUAUAGAUGUUAAAUUAUCGAAGUUACCAGAAGAUAUCAUGGAGGAGAUGAAAAAAUUAAAAUAUUUAUUAGGAGAGUACGUUGUUGACCUACAAAGCAUUGAAAAAUGA